Messenger RNA from Onthophagus taurus, 794 nucleotides. RefSeq names its product ADP-ribosylation factor related protein 1 (gene Arfrp1). Gene Ontology annotation, molecular function: GTPase activity; GTP binding. NCBI's taxonomy places the organism in Eukaryota, Metazoa, Arthropoda, Insecta, Coleoptera, Scarabaeidae. Gene Ontology annotation, cellular component: Golgi apparatus. Gene Ontology annotation, biological process: protein localization to Golgi apparatus; intracellular protein transport; Golgi to plasma membrane protein transport. The record is from RefSeq and is a predicted model, not a curated record.
AUCAUUAUCAUAAGAAAUUUAGCGAAAUUAACAACCAAAUGUUAUCUCGUAAAGGUGAUGGUUAGUUGAUAAUUUCAUGUUUUAACAAAAGAGCUGACACCUCAAAUGCUUCCAAACGUAUCGUACUCGUUAAAAUGUACACGCUUUUGCACGGUUUCUAUAGGUAUAUGGUCCAAAAAGAUGAGUAUUGCGUCCUCAUACUUGGAUUGGACAACGCUGGUAAAACCACGUACUUAGAAGCCGCCAAAACAAAACUAACCAAAAACUAUCGAGGCAUUCAUCCGAGUAAAAUAACCACAACCGUUGGAUUAAACAUUGGGAAAAUCGAAUUGUCAGGAGUUAGAUUAAAUUUUUGGGACUUGGGUGGUCAAACCGAAUUACAAUCCUUAUGGGAUAAGUAUUAUGCAGAAUCCCAUGCAAUCAUAUAUAUUGUUGACUCAAACGAUCGUGAACGUAUAGAUGAAUCAAAAGAAACAUUCGACAAAAUGAUAGCGAAUGAGAACUUACAAGGUGUCCCUUUAUUAGUCCUUGCAAAUAAACAGGAUAUUCCCGAUUGUAUGGGCGUUCGUGAGGUAAAACCAAUUUUUAAUAAAAACGCUCAUUUGAUCGGGAAACGGGAUUGUAUGGUAAUGCCUGUUUCUGCGUUAACCGGCGAGGGGGUCGAUGAAGGUAUAAGAUGGCUUGUGGAUUGUGUUAAAAGGAAUAGUAUAUUAAGAACUCCAAGGAACAAUGAAAAUACAUAAAAAAUGCAUUAAUUUUCCUAUAUUUAUUUAAAAAGUAAGAAAAUCGUUGUA